AUGCUCUCGACAACAAUGCCCCACAGUCCAGCCCAAACACAGUCACAGUCGCAACCGAACGCCGAUGCUUCAACAAGUGCAUCUGGAGUAGGGAUCGGGAAUGGGGUCGCGGGCACCAGCAGGAGCUCUCCGAAGACUACUAAAAACGAACCCACUCUGUCUCCGGAUCAAAUUAAAGUGAUGACAGACGAAGGAGCAGAGAAAAACGGACUUUCAAGUAGUGAUAAAGGUGUCGCCACUUCGACUGGUGGCAGCGGAACCGGAGGAGGAGGAAAUAUUCCAGUCGAGGGACAAUCCUCUUCUUUGACCUCUGCCGUUGGUACACCGACACUGAGGCAGAACUCCUCAAAUAGCGUGAACUCGUGCCUGGUUGCCUCUCCAAACAAUACCAGUGAACACUCGAAUAGCAGCAGUGUGUCUGCUACAGUGGGGCUUAAUCAAAUGGUCGAUAGUGACGAGCAGGCCAAGAAAACGAAAAGCAGUGUAAAGGACGAGGAUGUCGAAAAAGGAUCUAGUAAAGCGAAAGGCCUCGCUCCUGGAACCGGGUGUGGAACAGGGCCCACAUCCGUUCUUUCCAUUGGCAUUGCUAUUAAGGAAGAACCCUCCGACGUUUUGGGCAGCUUAGUAAAUAUGAAAAAAGAAGAAAGAGAAAACCACUCUCCAAAUAUGUCACCUGGCGGAUUUGGUUCCAUUGGUAAUUCACAGGACAACUCCGCUACGUCAGUAAAAAUAGAAAGAAAUUCAACCGAUAGUAUCCCGGAAAAGAAGCCUUCCUUGGCAAUAAGCAAUGACGAAAUGGCCAUAGAAGGCGUUAGCUGCAAUCCGUUAAACUCUGAUAUUAUCAGUGAAUCUUUAAGUAACCCGCCCAUUUCGAGCAUAUUAGCGAUCGGCAUGAACGCGUCCCAAGCCAGUGCUGGAACGGGAGUUGGAGCUGGAACUGGAGCUGGGGGUGGUAACCUUUUGUCGGGAAAUGGCAAUGUGCCAUCCUCCGGCGGCAGUAAUUGCUUAGAUUACAUGCAACAGCAGAAUCACAUAUUUGUAUUUUCAACGCAACUGGCUAACAAAGGAGCCGAAUCGGUUUUGAGUGGUCAGUUCCAAACCAUUAUUGCGUAUCACUGCACCCAGCCAGCGACGAAAAACUUUCUAGAAGACUUCUUUAUGAAGAACCCUCUAAAGAUGAACAAGUUGCAGCGCCACAGUGCCUUGGGCAUGCCAUGGAUAGGCAUGGGACCAGGAGGGCCAAAUCCCCCGAAUCCUCCUGUAUCAAAGAUAGCUCAACAGCAGCCGCAUUCAAAGCCUGCCAGCCUCUUGAAAAACCAGUUCAAUCAAAACGAAAACAGCAAACGUAGUUCGGUGAAUGCGCCGAGCAACACUUUUGUCGACCAGGCCGAUCCCUUGGCCAACGAGAAUGAACUAAUGUGCUGGGAGAGUGGACCCGGAAGCAGCGGUGCCAGUGGUGCUGCACAAAAUUCGCGAAACAAUAUGGACAGUAUAACUGCUUCCAGCGAGUCCCAGGCAAUAAAGAUACUGGAAGCAGCUGGUGUUGAUUUGGGCCAGGGCUCCAAAGAAAGCGACCCAAAUCUGCACGAAAAUAACAUUGUUUCACUGCAAGGUGUUAAGGUUCCAGACGAAAACCUUACACCACAACAGCGUCAGCACCGGGAAGAGCAGCUGGCGAAAUUGAAGAAAAUGAACCAGUUUCUAUUUCCAGAAAAUGAAAAUUCAGUAGGAGCAAUUGUGAGCUCACAGAUGCCGAAAAUGCCGGGUGACUUGAUGAUGGGUAUGCCGGGUGGCGGUGGAUCUAUAAUAAAUCCGCAGUUGCGGCAAAUGCAAAUCCCUGGAAACGUGAAACCGGAGCUUUUGACGGGGACAAGCUCCGGGCUCCCAGAGGAGGUUAUGCUUCCUGGCGAUGUCAUAUCGGAUAUCAAUGCUGUAAUGGGUUGCAAUAACAGUCAAAAGAUCAGCUUGCAAUGCGGAUCUGGAGGAGGAGCCGGUCCUGUAACUGGAACUUCUGCAGGCUCGAUAAACGUCAAUAUGCACUGCUCGAGCUCUGCCGCUUCAAAUGGCAAUAUGAUGGGAAGCUCAACGGAUAUGCUGGCUUCGUUUGGUAACACAAACUGCAAUGUUAACGUCAUCGGAUCGGUACCGGAUAUGGCAAAGGAGCUUUCAGGUCAAGAUGGCCUAUCGCAUCCACACCAAGGGGGAGUAGCUCAAAUGGAGUGGUCGAAGAUCCAGCAGCAAUUCUUCGAGGAGCGCCUAAAGGGGGGGAAAGCCAGACAAGCGACCGGACCUGCCGCCCCACCUCAGCACACCCCUUCUGGAACAGGCAGCAAUACGUCAAGUAGUCAAGUGCGUUCUCUGCAGGGACCUCCACCUCCAUACCAUUCCACCCAGCGAUCUGCUUCAGUGCCAAUAGCCACUCAAUCGCCCAACCCGUCAAGUCCAAACAAUCUGUCGCUGCCCUCACCGCGCACAGCUGGCGCAGCCAUGGGUUUGCCAACCAACUCGCCUAGCAUGGAUGGCGCGACAUCGUUAUCAGGAUCCGCUCCGCCGGCCGUUACGACGACGUCACAGGGAGGUUCAUCGGGAGGGCUUUCCGUGAACAAAAACUGUUUCCAGUCGGACGCCCCAUCGCCGUCAAAUCAAAAUCGGAAUCGGAAUAGUGGAUCAUCAGGAGUUCUCACUCAUAAUUUAAAUAGUAACCCGAGUACUCCGCUGUCCCAUCUCUCUCCCAAGGAAAUGGAACCGUUCGGUGAUAACAUGAAAAGUCGACGACCAAGCCCACAAGGUCAACGGUCGCCAGGAAAUGGUCUUAUAGAGGCAAAUAUAGAAGGUAGAUUUGCUGCAUCCAGUCCUGGUGUGAUUUUUAAUCCUCACCCACAUAUGCAAAACAAUACAAAUUCAGCAUUAAAUGCCUAUAAAAUAGGCACUCCGAAUAUGCAGAUAGAGCGACAAGCUUCGGCCCAAGGAGGUCCUGUACAGUUUAGUAGACGUUCCGAUAAUAUUCCGCUGAACCCCAACAGUGGUAAUCGCCCUCCACAAAACAAACUGACGCAGAACUUCGACCCAAUCUCUUCUCUGGCGCAAAUGUCCCAACAAUUAACGAGUUGCGUAUCUAGUAUGGGUAGUCCGGCCGGCACUGGUGGAAUGACUAUGAUGGGCGGUCCGGGACCGACAGACAUCAAUAUAGAGCACGCAAUGAUUUCGGGACUAGAUGGACCAGGAAUGGAUGCUAUUAAUCAAAAUAACUGCCAUCCAAUGAAUGCCGUCAUGAACUCCAUGGGUCAGCGAAUGAUGAAUCCAAAAAUGUGCGUUCCAGGCGGUCCGAAUAGUCUGCCUGGCUUCAACCCGAAUUCUCCCAAUGGUGUGUUAAGAGAGAGUCCCCUGGGGCCUGGUCCAGUUCCUGGGCCAGUGAACUCUCCAAACUUUCAAGGCGUUUUGCCACCUGGUGCAAGAAUGAUGGGUCGAAUGCCCGUCAGCUUUGGCUCGAACUUCAAUCCUAAUAUACAGGUAAAGGCAAGUACUCCAAACACCAUACAGUACAUGCCAGUAAGGCCCCAAAACGCUAACAACAACAAUAACAAUGGAGCUAGCAAUGUUCGAAUGCCACCUAGUCUAGAGUUCUUGCAGAGGUAUGCUAACCCACAAAUGGCUUCUGUAGGUAACGGUUCUCCGAUCUGUCCUCCAUCUGUCGGCGACGGUGGUCCGGGAAUGCCCGGAAUGAUGGUGGGAUCUGGAUCUGGACCAAUGCUAAUGAACUCUCCCGGCGAGCAGCACCAGAACAAGAUUCCAAACAACCCUGGAGCAGGCAACGGCAUUAACUUUUUCCAGAAUUGUAAUCAAAUGGCUAUAAUGGACGAAGAAGGAGGCUUAGCCGGCCAUGACGUGGCAAUGAAUAUUGGCCAACCGUCCAUGAUACGGGGCAUGCGUCCGCAUGGCAUGCGACCACAUGCAAUGGCUCCGCGGAUGCAGGCUUCAGUUAACAGGCAGAUUCAGUUUCCACAUGGUUCGGAUGGUAUGGACUGCGUCGGAGAUCCCACUGCGUUUUUUAAUAACGCUACGUGCAACAGCGCUGUACCGCCCAUGUUUGCAGCAGCACAACAGUCUAACCAGCCUAAGCCCCAACACCUGAAGAACAUGCCCACCGGAAUGUGUCAAAAUCAAACUGGAUUGGGAGUUGGACCUGCAGUGUCACAAGGACAGAUCCAGCUGCAGGGGCAAGGCCAAGGUCAAGGGCAGGGUCAGUCAUUAAUUGGGCCCAGCAAUAAUAAUUUAAUGUCUGCUGCCGGAAAUGUUGGUCCAACGAAUGGGGUCUCUGGCAUCAAUUUCGUCGGUCCCUCCUCCAAUGAUCUGAAGUAUGCACAGCAAUAUCACAGUUUUCAGCAACAAUUAUACGCAACAAACACCAGAAGUCAGCAACAACAGCAGAUGCACCAGCAGCAGCAGGGCAACAUGAUAACGAUGCCGCCCAACUUAUCACCAACUCCAGCGUUCUUUGUGAACAAAUGAACACUAAUAGUUCUGCAGCCCUCGCCAUGUAUUGUUUACUAGUCUCCAAGAUAAGACAUCAAUCUCUAAAUAAGAUUUUUACUAAGCUUAUUACCGUAGAUGUUUUUGCAAAGGAGAAAAUAAAUAUAUGUAAAUGCAAAUAAGAACGUUUGAAAUAAAAUAUUUCAUUUUGCACCAUUUAGACAAGUCACAUAUGAGUUAAAUAUAGCAUCCCACUCGUUUAAGCAGAUUUCGAUACAUAUUUGAACAUGAUAGAUAACCCUCUCUCGAAUAUGUACAAAUUAAUCAACCUUGAAAUUUUAGUUAUCUGCAGCUUUUUCUGUUAUUAAUUAUUAUGUACGCUGCUCUCUGUGUUAAAUGCAAUUAAGGAACUAUACAUAUGUAAAACGCUAUUAAUAUAUAUUACUCUCAACUUAAUUGUAAUCGAUGUUAAGAGAACUGUAAAUUCUUCCAUUAAAAAUAUAAUGAAAAAAGGUAAA
This is a messenger RNA of Drosophila subpulchrella, 4988 nucleotides long. RefSeq names its product protein BCL9 homolog (gene lgs). NCBI's taxonomy places the organism in Eukaryota, Metazoa, Arthropoda, Insecta, Diptera, Drosophilidae. The coding region runs from base 1 to 4509 and encodes 1502 amino acids. The record is from RefSeq and is a predicted model, not a curated record. The transcript has 6 exons.